CCUCCUCAUCACCUCGACCACCGCCUCGCCCCUCUCUCCGCGUGCGGCUUCCUCAAGGCCAGCAUCAAGCACACGACCCACACUCCUUAGGCUUCGACGCCGCACUCACGAAGCACACGUCUCUCACAAGCCCACCCGCUCUGCCUGCCCGACUGCUGCAGCUUGCCCGCGCACGCACACAUCUUUCCGCCCUCGCGCACGGCAGUGCUGCCGACAGCGUGACGCGAGCAGCGGCGCAGCACAGACAUGGAUGACUUUGGCAUGGGCGGCGGCGGCGGCAUGGGAGGCGAGCCGCCGGCGGAGCAGGACUUCACCAAGAUGUCGGUGGAGGACCGGCUGAAGAGCAAGGUCUGGAAGGCCCGCGUGUCAGGCUACGAGCAGCUGCUGAGCGACUUCAAGAAGUCGAGCGACGAGGGCGCGCCCGUGUUCCGGCCAUUCACGCGCAACGCAGACGCCGUCAAGGGCAUGGCGCUCGAUGCGAACGCCGUGGCGCAGGAGAAGGGCACAGAGGCUGUGUGCGCCUUUGUGGAGUUUGGCGGCAAGGCGGCGGGCAGCACACGAGACGUGGUGUUGCCAGCACUCGUCGACAAGUGCCUCGGCUCGACGCGCGCGGGCACGCGCAAGGCGGCGCUGGAGGCGACGCUCUUCUAUAUUGAGAUGGAGGACGUAAUGGGCUCAGAGGGCACGGUACUUGACCUGCUGAAGGGCACGGAGGCCAAGCAGCCAAAGGUCGUGGCUGCGUCCAUCACGGCGCUGAAGGAGGCAGUGCGGCUCUUCGGGCCAAAGCAGGUGCGGCCAAAGCACAUUCUCGCGAAGCUGCCGGACCUCUUCGGGCAUUCGGACAAGGGCGUGCGCGCAGAGGCGUCGCUGCUGGCCGUUGAGCUGCACAAGUGGAUCGGCGAUGCCAUCGAGCCCACAGUCGCGCUGCUUAAGGACAUCCAGGCCAAGGAGCUGCGCGCGCAGUUCUCGCCCGAGCGCUCGACGGUGCCGGAGCGGAGUCUGCUGUCGCAGCGUGCCGUCAUGGAGGCAGCGGCUGCAGCGGCCGCUGGCGCGGGCGACGAGGCAGGCGGCGACGCCGAGCCGGCCGAGGCCAUCGACCCGCUCGAGUUCGCCGAGCCGACAGAUCCGCUCAAGCACGCCGACUUUCCGGCGAACUUCGACGAGCUCAUCGUCUCGAAGAAGUGGCAGGAGCGCAAGGAGGCCGUCGAUGCGCUGCAGAAGGUGCUCGCGGCCACGCCCAAGGUGCUGGCUGCCAACGGCCUGGACAGCGUCGUGGAUGCGCUGGUCGAGCGCAUCAAGAAGGACGUCAACAUCAACGUCGUGCUCGGCGCGUGCCAGUGCAUCACUGGCCUGGCCAACGGCCUGCGCACGGGCUUUGCCAAGUACAAGGAGCGCGCGCUGCCGCCGCUGCUGGAGAAGUGCAAGGAGAAGAAGGAGAGCACCGUCAAGGUGCUGGCCGAGACGCUCGAUGCCAUCUUCCAGACGGUGACGUUCGGCGACAUUCUUGAAGACACGCUCGCCGCGACGAAGCACAAGAACCCGGCCGUCAAGACCGAGGCGAUCCGCUUCAUUGCGCGCUCGCUCACCGAGACGCGCGCCAUGCCCGCAAAGGCCGACAUCAAGCCAAUUGCCGAGGCGCUGACCGCCGCGAUGGACGACGGCUCGGCGGACGUGCGCGACGCUGGCGCGCAGGGCCUCGGCACUCUCAUGAAGCUGAUCGGCGAGCGCCCGAUGAAUCAGUUCAUUGAUGGCCUCGACGACAUCAAGAAGGGCAAGGUGCAGGAGCAAUUCAAGGUCGCGACCGUCAAGGUCAAGGCAGCGCCGGCAGCGCGUGCGCCUCCAGCGGCCGCUGCGGCCAAGCCGAAGGCACCCGUCGCACGGAAGCCCGCAGCGCCCGCCAGCAUCGCGAACAAGGAGAAUGCGCCACCCGCGGCCGCACCUCGCCCGCCUGUGUCCAAGGCGCCAAUACGGCCGCCGGUCAAGAAGCCGGCAGCCGCAGCACCAGCUGCAGCCAAAGCGGCGCCGCGGCCCGCCGCUGGAGGCAAGGCAGGCGGCAAGGGCGCGCCCUCGGCGACCGAGCCCGUGCGCUACCGCUUCGGCAGCGAGGACGCCGAGGCGCGCGCGGCGGACCUCAUCUCCGAGACGAUCCGCAACGGCCUGGCCAGCGGCAACUGGAAGGAACGCCUCGAGGCGAUGUCGUCGCUCAUCGAGUGGCUCAAGCUCGAGGUCGGCGAGGUCGAGAGCGAGAUCAUCGUGCGCACGCUUGCCAAGAAGCCCGGAUGGAAGGAGAGUAACUUCCAGGUCACGGGUGAGAUGUACCGUGCGCUGCGCCUGCUCGCCGACGAGUCUCCGUCGUUUGGCCGCGCGUCCGUUGCGCUCUCGGUGCAGCCGCUGUGCGACAAGCUCGGCGACAUCAAGCUCAAGGGCCCGGCCGGCGAGACGCUCGGCGUGUACGCCGAGAAGACGUCGUACGGCUUCGUGCUUGCCCAGGCGCUGGGUCCGCUGGCUGCGCUCAAGGCGCCCAAGGCCAUCGCCGACUCGCUCCUCUGGGUCGACCAGACGCUGAUCGAGUUCGGCACCGCCGGCAUCGACGUGCGAAGUCUCGUCGCGCACGUCGUGACGUGCCUAAAGUCUGCCAACGCCGCUGUGCGCACAAACGCCACGCAGGUCUUUGGCACGCUCGCGCGCUUCCUCGGCUCGACGCUCAGCACAUUCCUUGGCGAUCUCAAUCCGCAGAUGCGCACCAUCGUCGAGGCGGAGAUCGAGAAGGCCGGCAGCAACCCGGCGCCCGCUCCCACGCGCUUCAGCGGAGAGGCACAGGCGGCACGCGGAGCCGCUGGCGGCGGAGCUGGCGCUGCUGCCGACGACGGCGAGGCGGAUGGUGCGGGCGCGCAGGACGACGACGACGCGCUCGACGCGCUCAUCCCGCGCAUCGACAUCGACAAGAUCACGCCAUCCGACGCCGUGGGCAUGCUCGGCAGCGCGAACUGGAAGGAGCGCAAGGAGGCCCUCGAGGCGAUUGUCGGCGCGAUUGAAGCACAUCCGCGCCUGAAGGGCAACAUGACGGAGCUCAGCGGCCCGCUCAAGGCGCGCUACGCCGACAGCAACAUGGCGAACCGCACGCUGGCGCUCGACGUUAUGAGCAAGGUCGCCGCCGGCAUGGGCAAGCUGUUCGAGCCGCAUGCGCGUCUCUUCGCUGCGCCCAUCACGCAGAUCCUCGGCGACGCCAAGGUGCCGAUGCGGGCGGCCGCCACCGCCACGCUGACGGCCAUGGCCAAGGCAUCGGGGCUGGCGCCGCUGGUGCCGGGCUUCGGCAGCGUGCUGGACAGCAAGGCGGCUAACCCGAUGCUCAAGCAGGAGCUCUUUGGCUGGCUUGCCGCCUGGUUCGAGGAGAACACGCCGGAGAAGGGCAUGGACCUGCAGCCGCUGGCCCUGCCUGCCGUGCAGAGCCUCGACGACAAGCUCGCCACGGUGCGCAAGGCGUCGGCGGCGACACUGCCGUACAUCAUCAUGCGCUGCGGCUACAAGUUCGUCAUGGAGCAGGCCAACUCGCUUAAGGCGGCCUCGCGCAACACUGUCAUUCCCAUCAUCGACGCCGCCAAGGCGCAGGCGGCAGCCAAGGCGCCCAAGGCAGCUCCGGCACCUGCGGCACCUGCUGCGCGCCCGGCGGCGGCCCGCCCGGUGCAACGUGCUGUUGCUGCAGCCGCCGCCGCCUCAUCUCCGUCGCGGCCAUCCUCGCCGGCACCUGCGCCCAAGCCGACUCUCGCGCGGCCAGGCGUCCGGGCGCCGACGGCCGUGGGCCGCUCGCUCAAGGCGCCGGCUGCCGCGCGCAUUGCACCGAGCAGCGAUGACUUUGACGGGCCCUCGUCGUCCGCCGGUGUGGUCAAGUCGCGCCUGGGUGUUCCGGGCCGUGCGGCAGCCUCGGCAGCCGCGGGCCCGUCCUCGGCCGCCGACAAGACGCCGCCCUUCGUCGCCUCCGACCCACGGUACAAGGCCGGCCGCGAGAAGAAGGAGGGUCGCGGGCAGCACUGGAUCGGCGCAGAUGCGGUGGCGCGCUCGGAGCUGUCCGACCUGCUGCGCGCCCAGUGCGAGCCGCACCUCAGCGGCAGCCUCGUCGACGCCAUGUUCAGCAAGGAUCACAACGCUGAGCGCGACUAUCUGUCGGCGCUGACGCUGAUCUCCGACUUCACCUCGAGCCCGUCGUUCGCCGAGGAAGAGUACGGCCUGAGCGCCAGCGACGGCAUCGCGCGCGUCGUGGCCAGCUCGGACUUGGUCGUCAAGUACGUGGCGCUGCGCCUGACGGACAACAACACGAGCAUCUCGCUCAAGUGUCUGGACAUUCUCGGCCAUCUCGUCGAGCUGCUGCGCGGCGAGCAGUACCACAUGAGCGACUACGAGGCCAACUGCUUCCUGCCGUGCCUCAUCGCCAAGUUCGGCGACCCAAAGGUCGCGUUCCGCGACCGCAUCCGCGACAUCUUCCGGCGCAUGACUUUCAUCUUCCCGCCGAGCAAGCUGCUCGCGUACUACGUCGAGGAGGGCCUGCCGCACAAGAACGCAAAGGUCCGCGCCGAGUGUCUUGGCGAGCUGGGCCACCUCAUCGCCAAGAACGGCCUGCAGGUGUGCACGCCGUCAAAGACACUGCCCGUGAUCGCCAAGCAGAUCGCAGACCGCGACGCGACGGUGCGCACGGCGGCGCUCAUGGCGCUCGGCGAGGCGUACCAGAUUGUCGGAGACGACGUGUGGAAGUACGUUGGCAGCCUCUCGCCCAAGGACAAGUCGCUGCUCGAGGAGCGCCUCAAGCGCACGACGGCGCCGCCUUCACGCUCUGCUGCGGCUGCACCCGCCGCUGCGCCGGCCGCUGCGCCGCGGUCCAGCAUCGUGCCGCCGUCGAGCAAGCUUGCGCCGCCAUCGCGCCUGGCGCACCCGUCUUCCAUCGCAAUGGCGCCCAAGAGCCGCCUGCAGCCGCCGUCGGCGGCCACGAGCGGCAUCGGGCGGCCAAGCAGCCUCAAGCCGCCGUCGUCGCAGAGCAACGGCCACGCGGCCUCGUCGGACCCGCUCGAGGUCGACGAAGACGACGAGGCGCGGCAGGCCGCCGAGGAGGACGUCGCCAUCGAGCAGUCCAUCGCCGAGGUGCUCAGCAGCGACGCGGACCGCAGCGUCAUUGCCAUCAAGACGAUCGACGGCAUGAUCUCCGACGCGUCGCUGGCGCUGCCGAACCACGCCGACCAGCUUGCCACUGUACUGUCCAAGCAGGUGCACCGCGCGUUUGCGCUCGAUGCCGGCGAGAAGUACGCGCGUCUGCGCAAGUACCUCCUGGUCGUCUGCACGUCCUUCUUCGACUCGAACCCCGUCUACGGCCCCGACGGCCUGGGCCGCACGCUCGGCAGCUACGUCACGCGCGGGCCGUACAUUCUGCUGCUCACCGAGCUGCUGCAGCGCCUCAUCGAAGCAUCGGCGCCCGACGUCGACCAGGAAGUCGCGAUGUACGGCAAGUACAUCAACAUUGUCGUGCUGCGCACGUUCUCGGCGUGCAACCUCAACAUGCUCUUCAGCGCCUGCCUGCUCAUGCUGAGCGAGGCGGCCGAGGACAUGUGCGAGCUCGAGGGCGAGAUUCUAGCACGGCGCGCCAAGUUCGCCGAGCUGAUCAUAAAGUGUCUCUGGAAGGUGGCGCGGCGCCUCGACGACUCGCUGAAGCGCGGCGAGCUGGAGCCGGUGCCGCUGCUGCUCGACGUCGAGGCCUUCAUGCAGGUCAUUCCGCCGAGCGAGUGGCGCCGGCGCCAGGCCGAGGGCCUGCCGCUCGGCGAGGUGCCGCUGCGCACCAUCAAGGUCGUGCUGUCGGCCUACGCAAAGACGUUCGGCGAGGACGUGCUGGGCAUGCUCGAGUCGCUGCCGAAUCCGGCCGAGAGCCACGUGUACGCAUACCUGCUGCGCCUGCUGAACAAGGAGGCGCGCGGCGUGGCGCCCAUCACGCCGGGCGUCGAGGAGGUGCUGGCGGCCGCCGUCGCCGAGGAGGAAGACGACGUGCGGACCACGCGCAACACCGAGCCGACACGCUCGGCGCUCGGUGUCACGUCGCCGCCGAUGUCGCCUGCGCGCCGUGCCGUGCCGAGCAGCGCCCGCGCCUCGAUGGCCGCCACUCCCGAGGACGAGGCAGAUGCCGCCGCGAACGCCGAGCUGCGUGACAUCUUUGAGCGCAUCUCGCGCAAGGACGAGAGCCGCGCGGCGAUCCGUGCGCUGUACGAGUUCCAGAAGCGCCACCCGGAGAAGGCCGACAAGGUCGACCGCUCGCUGCAGAACACCGGCCCCAUCUUCCAGCGCUACAUCAAGCGCGCCCUCGACAACCACCGCGCCGAGGACGGCGAUGCGGCGCCUCUGUCGCCGCCGCAGCCGGCGCCCGCAUCACCGGCGCUCUCGACGAGCAGCCGGGCGCGCGCCUCGGUGCUCAUCGACGCGGCGCCCUCGUCGCCGGCGGGCAACGGCCAUGCACGCUCCUCGACGAGCGACGAGCGUCUUGCGCAGCUGCGCGCCAAGUUUGGCAAGACGAGCUCGUCUGCCGACUCAGCAUACACGCCGACGGAGAGCGCCGCGGCGGCUGCGCCGCCGUCGUCGAGCGAGGCACUGCGCCAGCAGCUGGCUGCGCUGCGUAGCGGGGCCGCCGCCUAGACUGUCGUGCCGAGCUUGCUCCUUCUUUCUCUUUUCCCAGAUCCGUCCCUGUGCCCCUACUCACUCGCGGCUCCAUUUCCUGGAGCUCGCGCCGCGCCGUCGAGCAUCUCCCAGCCCCGCUAUUUGUAUGCCUAGCUCCUCUCGCAAGCACCUGCUCAUGCCGUGUC
Tilletiopsis washingtonensis is the source of this 6830-nucleotide messenger RNA. Its product is annotated as ARM repeat-containing protein. The record is from RefSeq and is a predicted model, not a curated record. The transcript is spliced from 8 exons. Gene Ontology annotation, cellular component: kinetochore; centrosome; microtubule plus-end. Gene Ontology annotation, biological process: establishment or maintenance of microtubule cytoskeleton polarity; microtubule polymerization; mitotic spindle organization. Bases 247 to 6663 code for a protein of 2138 amino acids. NCBI's taxonomy places the organism in Eukaryota, Fungi, Basidiomycota, Exobasidiomycetes, Entylomatales. Gene Ontology annotation, molecular function: microtubule plus end polymerase activity; microtubule plus-end binding.